Ectocarpus siliculosus is the source of this 1401-nucleotide messenger RNA. The record is from the annotation of a GenBank genome assembly. Lineage: Eukaryota; Phaeophyceae; Ectocarpales; Ectocarpaceae.
GUCGCCCUCUGCUAGUGAGCAGCCAAUCUGUCUGUUCAGCGACCACAUCUCUACUCACUGCUGCAAGCAGCACUACGCUGGCUUGCAGUUCCCUGAACGCCCAUGUUCGGCACUGCUAAUCGUUUGCUGCGGGUUGCCACGAGCUCUCUGGCUCGGAGCGAUGCAAGAGGAGACGGCGGGCUAGUCUCGCUUGCGCUCGCCGGUGCCGUGCUCGCGGAGAUAGCCUUGUGCGGGAUUAUCAUCGCGCGUAUUGCAUACACAGAAAUUGACUGGGUGGCGUACAUGCAAGAAGUCAAGGGCUUUCUUGACGGAGAAAGGAAUUACCUCAAUCUCCGGGGAGACACAGGUCCGCUCGUGUAUCCGGCGGGAUUUGUGUACGCCUACUCGUUGUUGUACUGGGUGACGGACCGCGGUGAAGACAUUUUCACCGCUCAAUACAUUUUCAUGGGCGUGUACGUGUCUCUCAUGGUGAUGGUGUUGUCCAUCUACCGCAGGGCGGGAAGCGGUGCGAUGCCGCUCUGGUCGAUUCUUCUCGUAUGCACAUCUAGGAGGGUCCAUUCCAUCUUCGUGCUCCGGCUGUUCAACGAUGGUGUGGCAAUGUGGCUCCUGUAUGGGGCGGUGUACCUCUUUCUCCUCAACAGGUGGCGUCUGGGCUGCGUGAGCUACAGCUUGGCCGUGGGCGUAAAGAUGAACAUUCUGCUCUUCGCGCCAGGGUUGCUGCUGCUCCUUGUGCAGGCGAACGGGGUUGGGGGCGCCGCGGUUUGCCUUUCCAUUUGCGCCGGGGUGCAGCUUCUCCUUGGAGCACCGUUCCUGCUGCAUCACCCCGUGGCCUACCUGUCGCGAUCGUUCGAGCUCGGCCGCGUCUUCAAGUUUGAGUGGACCGUUAACUUCAAGUUCUUGACGGAGGAAGCUUUCGUUAGCCCCGGACUGUCGAUAGCUCUGCUGGCCCUCACCCUCGCAGUGCUGGCCCUCUUCGCAUCAAAGUGGUUGCGGUCCGCGCGAGAAGUCGAGACCUUCUCGGCCAGCGAUCUGCGUGCCGGAGAGGGGGCGGGUGGGGCUACCGGGGGCGCCGUGAAUGCGCGUCUCCACCCGGAAUAUGUGGUCAAGACCCUCUUCGUGUCAAACUUCAUCGGGAUCGUGUUCUGCCGUAGCCUGCAUUAUCAGUUCUACUCGUGGUACUACCACACGCUCCCUUUUCUCCUGUGGCAAACGGGUCUCCCGGUGGCCCUUCGCCUGGUGGUGCUCUGCGGUGUGGAGGUCGGCUUCAAUGUCUUCCCCGCUACCGCGUUGUCUUCCGGUGUGCUACAGGUGUGCCACGUUGCGAUCCUUGCAGGCCUUUGGGUCUCACCGGUUGUCGUGAAGAGAAAAGUCGCGACACCUGCUGCGGCCAAGCGCCAAUGA